GUAUGAAUGUAAAUAUAAAUUCCAUUAACACAUUAUUAUAAUUGCCAAUUUAUAAAAUAUAAAACGUUUUACAAUACCCAUAAAUCACUAAUAAAAUACAACUGAGAGGCCAUUGACACUGCUGACCUACAGCUACAGAUAAUUAAUAAGUAUCACCAAAGAAUUAAUGAGGGUUGCAUUAAAAAAAAACUCCAGUUUUAGGUUUGUUCGUUACUCUGUAAAUACAAACACUAGAUACACAAUAACAUAUGAGCCCCUAUGAAAGUAUCUGGUAUUCUAGUAAAUUCGGCAUAAAUUUGACCUAUCAAAUAGAAAUAUUUUUAAUAAAAAACUUAAUUAUAGCAUUGGAUCACACUGUUUGCCAGCUACUAUCCUUACAGUGAAAGCAAGAGACUCAGUAUAAAACUAUUUUUUCCUGUAAGUAAUGUUAUUUUAUGUAUUGAAUGUAUUGUCCCUAAUAAUUUCAUAAAUUCGGCUGUCAUUAAAUAUUUAAUUGUAAUGUAAUUGUACUGUAAGGGAAAUAUUGAGCUGAACUCUAUAGGUAAAUCUGUCAGUUUUAGGAUUCCUUGAUGAUUUAUAAAGUAUAAUCACCUGAUAGAACAUGCAUAUUAAAGUAAAUGGCAACUUCCGGGUCUUCUGGUGAAUUCGGCAUAGUAGUAGCCUGAGUGGCCUUCACAUUAAUACAAGUCUUCAUUUGAGCAUUAACUCCUGCUGUUUGUUAGUAGAGAGGGCUGCAGAAACGAGACGUUGUCAGUCCAAAACAUUGGGUGAUUUUAAUGUAAAUAGUGGUGCUUGAUGUAUUAAAUAUAUGCCGAAAUCAAUAUGAGUCCCUGUAGAUUAAAAUAAAUUAACGUCUCAAAAAGUGGAUUGAAUUGUUCUGCCCCAACACGCCCCGUAGUCUACCGUGUUGACACCAUUCAGCCGAACUUCAUUGAAAAAUCUCCCGAUUUUAGGAUUCCUCUUUUGUCGUUAACUAUUAACACUUGAUAGAACAUAAAAUGUGAGCUUUUGUCGGAAACUUUAGAUUCUUGUAGUAAAUUCGUAAUAUAGUUGAUCGACCAAGAAGCACUUUUUUCAUACAAAACCUUUAUUUUAGCAUCAGCGUACUCUAUUUGCUAGUCGCUGCCCACCACUUAGUCAGUACAAACGUUGAGCUUUUCUUUAAAAAAUAGUGAUACUUGGUUUAUUACAUGUAUGCCGAAUUAGAGAGUGGUCUAUGAUAAUGCACUGUAUUAAAUUGGUUGAACAAUUAUUAAAGUCUUGCACUCUAUUAGAAGAUUUAUUGAGUGUAAAAUGGGAAAUUGAGUGGUUAGCGUGAGUAAAACGUUGGUUCCGCUGGCUUGUUUCCAGUCGGACACAAUAACAAAGAGGAAACUGUAACUUUUCCGGUAGUAGCACGACCACACGGUAAGUUUUCCAGAUGAAUAAAGGAGUUAGUUGAUAAAAGAUUAACCGGUAUGAGUUUACAGAGGUAGUGUCGGCUCUCGGCUCGUCAUGGAUCCGGUCCACAGAGCUCUGCUGCGGUCUCACAGGCUGGAACUGUCCGGGCAGCUGCUGGUGAGUGAAACUAUCGUUCCGUUCCUGUACCAGGAGAACGUGUUGACGGAGUCUCAGGUGGAGGACAUCGAGUCUCAGCCGACUAACAGACACAAGAGCCUGAAGCUGCUGGAGCUGCUGCCGAGCCGCGGACCACGGGCCUUCCACUGCUUCCUCCGGUCUCUGGACGACUUCAGCUGGGUCAGAGACAAGCUGCUGCUGGAGCUCCAGACCCGACCCGGACCCGGACCCGGACCCGGACCUGGACCCAGCUCUACAGACGUCCGGCGGGUUCCUGACUCGGUUCUCCAGAAGGUUCCUUCGGAUCGGGACUUGUCCCGGCUGGCGUCUCGGCUCGGCUCCGAGUGGGAGGCGGUCCUGAUGGAUCUGGGUCUGUCCGCGGAGGAUCUGUUCCGGUGUCGGUCCGAUCACCGUCUCAGUACUCACGGGGCUGUUCUGGCCGGUCUGGUCCAGUGGAGACGAUCUGAAGGGAAGAAGGCCACCGUUCAGAGACUCCUACAGAGUCUGCAGGCCGCCGGCGUCCAUCCGUCUGUCCUGGAGGACGUCCUGAUGUGACGCGUCCAUCCGUCUGUCCCGGAGGACGUCCGGAUGUGACGCGUCCAUCCGUUUGUCCUGGAGGACGUCCUGACGUUACGUCCAUCCGUCUGUCCUGGAGGACGUCCUGACGUUACGUCCAUCCGUCUGUCCUGGAGGACGUCCUGAUGUGACGCCUCCAUCCGUCUGUCCUGGAGGACGUCCUGACGUUACGUCCAUCCGUCUGUCCUGGCGGAUGUCCUGAUGUUACGUCCAUCCGUCUGUCCUGGAAGACGUCCUGAUGUGACGCGUCCAUCCGUCUGUCCUGGAGGGCGUCCUGAUGUGACGCGUCCAUCCGUCUGUCCUGGAGGACAUCCUGAUGUGGCGUUCAUCCGUCUGUCCUGGAAGACGUUCUGAUGUGACGCGUCCAUCCGUCUGUCCUGGAGGGCGUCCUGAUGUGACGCGUCCAUCCGUCUGUCCUGGAGGACAUCCUGAUGUGGCGUUCAUCCGUCUAUCCUGGAAGACGUCCUGAUGUGACGCGUCCAUCCGUCUGUCCUGGAGGGCGUCCUGAUGUGACGCGUCCAUCCGUCUGUCCUGGAGGACAUCCUGAUGUGGCGUUCAUCCGACUGUCCUGGAAGACGUUCUGAUGUGAUGCCAAAGAGUUUAAAAGCUAAGAGAUGAAACUCUGGUGCUUUUUUGACAGCUGCCGCCAUUUUGGACUGAAAGCGGCAACGGUCAUCAGACCCACGGGACUGCACCGCCCUGCACGUAUGACGUAUCGGGUUCUGCCAGUUUCCUGCUAGCUGUAUUUGGCUUAAAAAGUUAAAUAAAAUAAGUAAGUAAGUUUUAAAAAAAAAACUUAAAUCGAUCAUAUUUCAGUUAGGGUUUUCUCCUGGUGCUCAGGUUUCUCCGACUAUAUAGUAUAUAAAUAUAUAUAAAAAAACUUCAAUCAGUAAUAAGAAAACUUUAUAGAGACAGGGCAAUCUGUAUCCUUUCAUGUUUUUUGUUUUGUUUCAUUGUUCUAUGUGUGUGUUGUCUUUCUGUCAUGGAAAAGCAAUAAAGACAAAGUAUCAAAAAAAA
Messenger RNA from Sebastes umbrosus (honeycomb rockfish), 3150 nucleotides. RefSeq names its product CASP2 and RIPK1 domain containing adaptor with death domain (gene cradd). Lineage: Eukaryota; Metazoa; Chordata; Actinopteri; Perciformes; Sebastidae. The transcript is spliced from 2 exons. The record is from RefSeq and is a predicted model, not a curated record. Gene Ontology annotation, biological process: regulation of apoptotic process; signal transduction. Bases 1495 to 2112 code for a protein of 205 amino acids. Gene Ontology annotation, molecular function: death domain binding; protease binding. Gene Ontology annotation, cellular component: CBM complex.